Molecule: messenger RNA, 5475 nt
Organism: Anarrhichthys ocellatus (wolf-eel)
Lineage: Eukaryota; Metazoa; Chordata; Actinopteri; Perciformes; Anarhichadidae
Product: KICSTOR complex protein SZT2-like
Exons: 12
Coding region: 980-2788 (602 amino acids)
Cellular component (GO): peroxisome
Source: RefSeq, a predicted model, not a curated record
CAUGAGGUUUCUUGCAGACCCCAGGUCAGGUGUUUUGGUGAAAGGAAGGAACAUGGUCCCAACAGCACUGUAAAGACUCAAUCAAGUAGUGAAUGCGGGCGUCUACAUCACCGUUUUAAAACGGAUACGUUUACGCACGUCCACACUAGGACUUAACCCCGGAGCUUUCAAACUUAUCCAUUCUCGGGAGUAUUUUUAAACACAUUUGUUUUCGGUGCACUAAAACUCGGGCGUAGUGUGGACGUUCAGUGUAAACUUGGCAAAACGUAUGCGUUAUAAAAAUGGAAUUGUGUGGACAUGGCCUUAGUCUUAGCUCAUCCUUGACCAACUUACUCUGAGAGGCCUUUGGGGAUACAAUGGAUUCAUGAAUACUAGGGAGGACAUCAUCAAGCUAUUAUAACCUAGUGUCUGUUAGCCAUAGUUUAAAGUAAGUUUUGUGUGCUUCAAGCCAUUACCACAGACUUUCAUUUUGUGGGCAAAAGCGGUAGUGUUUAAGAGCACCAGCGUCCCUUUUCAAAACCUCUCAUUUUACUGCAGCAGGGUCUGACAGUCUGCUCAGCACAGUUCUGGUUCUGGUUCUCUCCACACCUCCCUUCCCUUCAGCGGGCCCAGGGAAGCUCUGCUCCUAGCUGCAGGAGGAGGAGCUGCUGCUGAAGCAGUUUCUGGUGAACCUGAGAGAACCGGACCCUGGUGGCACCAAUAACAAGCAUUAAGAUUUAACUAUAUGGAAAUAGCCAAUCUUCUCGGCGAUGGUCUUGUUUACUGAUGGAGGUCAUACAGAUGCAUAUGUGUAUUGCAUUGAGUUUUAUAACCAGGUAAAAGUUCAUACAAAUAACUUUAAUCUACAGGAUGGCACAGAAAUGAAGGAGUUGUUGUGUGUUUACGUGAUGUCCGCUGUUCUGUGUGCCAGAAACGCCAUCGCUCCAGCGACUCCACGGCGUCCGGUCGAGACCGAAGCUACAGCACUGACUCGGCCGACAUGCUGCCCAGCCGUCUGAAAGAAGAGCCUUGGCUGCUGGAGAUUUCUAGCACCUUCCUCCAGCAGUACGUCCAGUACCUGCAGAGCAUGGGCUUCAUUCUCGUGCAGGUCCGACCUCAGUCUCCAGCUCGCAGCAUCGCCAGGGCUCGUGCUGCCAUGCUGAGCUCCAUGUCAUCGGAAGGGAGGAUGUCUUUUUCUUAUGUAAAGCAGAAGAGCGAGGACAGCCCUAAGAUUGCAGCAUCGGGCACCACCGCGUAUCACCUCCAGAGGGCGCUGCCAGGGGGCAUCGUGUUGAUGGAACUGGCUUUUCAGGGGUGUUACUUCUGUGUGAAGCAGUAUGCACUGGAGUGUUCCCGGAUCCCCAUGGGCCAGACAGUCAACUCCCAGGGCAGCCUCCUCACCAAACCUCGUUGCAAGCCGUUUCCAGAUGCCAGCCCAGUAUCUGACUGUGCGCUCUCCAUGCUCUUCACCGAGGAGUGCGACAAGGUGCGGGACCUGAUGCACGUUCACUCCUUCAGCUACGACUUCCACCUGCGAGUGGUCCACCAGUACCUGGUCGGCUGCCACAUGACGCUGCGCCAGGGCUACCAGCUCACCGACUUCCUGGACGACUUCAUCUCCCAUCACCCAGACAUUCCCAAGUUUGGCCGCAACCACGUCUUCCAAGGGAGCUUCUCCAUCUCCACGGGGAUGAUAACAGCUCAUCAGCUCUACAACUACAUCACUGACCACGCCAGCACCUACGGCAUGAAACCGCUCCGCAUGUCCAAGGCUGCCGUCGCCACAGACAACAAGAAAGGGACGCCUGACCUGCACGAGUAUGCACUAGUGGCUCUGUGGAACAGCUCGGGUUCCUACAAGGAUCUGGAGGGCCUGCACCACCAUGAUGACUUUGACGUGUCCCUGGUGGUGUGCCACAAUGCUGCUCCAUUUGAAGAACAGUCGGAUGGGGAGAGGCAUCUGUUGAGGUUGCGGUUCUAUGUGAUCAUGACCAGUCAGAGGGAGCUCUUCCCCCGCCUCACUGCUGACAUGCGCCGUUUCAAGAAGCUUCCUCAGAUCCACCGUGAUCCCGGUGAGCUGAGCGGCCGGCUCCCCCCCGAUCGGGCAGAGGCCUGCGGGUCGCGCGGUGCAGAGCAGGACCUCUGGGAGGAAACGUCGUCCGAAGCCGCAGCCUCCUUGGCUCCGAGCGACGGCAAUGAGUUUUACCCUCUGGCGGGUGGCGGACAAGAGACUCGAGGGCUGCUCUACUCCUCCCCUCUGUUCCCCCUGCUCAACAACGAGGUGCUGUCGGCCCGCAGACAGAUCCAGGCCAGCGUGGAGCAGGCCAUGGGUCACUGCCGCAGGGACAACCUGUGGAGGAGGCUGUUCCACGGGGAGCACCUGGCCCUGGACAAACUGAAGCUGACGAAGCUGUCGUUCAGCGAGCUGGAGGAGCUGCUGGAGGCUGUGCAGAGCCGCUCGGUGGGGGAGAUCGACCCACAACUGGACUGCUUCCUGACCAUGAGUCCAGCCUGGUACCAGAGCCUGAUCAAAGUCCUGCUGAACCGCUUCCCUCAGAGCUGCAGACACUUUGACGACAACGGCAUCCAGUACCUGGCUGUUCUGAACCAGAAGUUCACUGAUUGCUUUGUUUUGGUCUUUCUGGACGCCCAGGCUGGAAAAACAAGCCUAAAGGUCGUGUUUCGGGAGCCGCUGCCAUCGCAGCAGCCGGCCGGCAGCAGCCCUCCUCCCCAGCUGGUGUCAAUGUACCACCACCUGGAGUCAGUCAUCAACACCGCCUGCUAUAACCUCUGGACGGGUCUGCUGUAGAGCAGAGCUGGACUUACCUCAACUCGUAUCCACAUGAUCUUGACCGACGUAUGGAAACAGGAAGCAGCAGUCUGUAGAGUUUUUGGAUCGAGGUCAUGUGGGGAAAAUCCUCUGUGGCAGUAUGUUCUCCCAGCAGCUCCACUCAGUGCUACAUUAAGAGCAGCAUCAGACAGGACAGGACGCUACUGUGUUAAUGUCAGUGCCAACGUCAAAAACCUAAACCAAGAACCAAACCACUGGAGAAAACCUGAUUCACACUAGAGCCUCCUAACUGGUGGGUUUAAACCUCCAUCAGCUCGUUCACUAUCGGCCUAAUCCUCUGAUAUACUUGCUUUUAACUACGCAUUCAAGUGUGUGUGAUGCCCCCCCCCGUGUGUACUGUGUUCCUGUGAUGAAGUCCAUGCUACCGUCCACAAUACGGAAUGAAACCCAUGAAGGACAGUGGCAGUAUAUGUGUUUGCACGUUAAAGGGACAGUGUGUAGGAUUUGAUGGCAUCUAGCCAUGUGGUUGCAGAUUGCAACCAGCUGAAUAUGCCUCCGCUCCUCUUUUCUCCAAGACUGCGGUAACGUGAGCCGAAGUGUGCAAAACCGUGGUAACGCAACCGGCCUCACUCAGAGGCCAUCCAUACCAUAAUACUACUACUUAAGGAGCAACGGAAGUCAGACGGCUAAUGUUAGCGCAGUUUCACGAGUGUGUCAGAGAACUACGGUGGCCUUCAGGUAACCAAAAACAUGAAAGUCUCUCUCUAGAGUCGGUGUUUGCUUUGUCCGUUCUGGGCUCCUGUAGAAACAUGACGCUGCAACAUGAAGGACUCAUUGAGAUAACACAGUCACAAACAUUCUUAGUUCAGGUGAUACAUAGUUAUCAAUAUUAUAUUCCAUUUCUGCUAAUAGAUCCUGCAAAAUGCUCCACACUGGCCCUUUAAGUUAUUGAUGACCAGAUGGAAUAAGUGAAGAUAUUCCAGUGUCAGCUGACGAUGAUCUCUACUCUGAUCUGCUUCAGUGGAUACACCUUUAAAUCCUCAAUGCCUCUCACGAUGCAGCUGGGAGUUAAGUGCACGCUUUGUUAACAAGCAAGUACAUCAAAGGUGUAGAGUUCUUCUAGUGCACAUAGUGAGUGCAUGCUAACUAGGUGGGGGAGGGGGACACCUCUGCUAACUUCAGAAGAAAUGGAUUCACAUUUAUAAUAUAGACAAAAUAUAAAGCUUUGAGCAAAGUUAGCAGAACGUUUGGUGGACAAGUUGUGUUAACUCACACUGCGCGUUGUAAUCAGCGACUACAACCUGCGGCUUCUACGUUCACACAGUACGGAUGAGCUGAGCGGCCCGCGGCCUGGAGCUCACUGAACGUUAGCACACAGUUCUCAUUUGGUUUUAUCCAUCGACGUUCUCAAUAACGUUCAUUCAAAGGAGACCUCCAGCCUGAAACUGCACGUCCCAUGACGAACCCAUCUGUCACAAAUACGGGCCGAUUAGAAAACGAGUCGCAGCUCAUGUUAUGAAACUCUCGUAGCAGUUUGAUUUGGACCUGCAACUGAGAGGGUCCACUGUGUGUGGACCCGGACACCCUGUUGGGUCGGGUCCUCGGGGUUGUCAGGGAAGAGGUUCGUCUGAAGACCUCGAGCGCAGAACCUUUUCACUGAUUGGCUCUAAAAGUGGUAAAGUAGAUGAGAUGGGUUUACGUCUUCGACCACGUCCUGGAGUCCUGAGCUCCGACACAUUGUGACGCCGUGACUGUGAAGGAACCCUUUGGGUCUUUGCCAGAAGAGAAGACACAGAGAACUACCCUAAAUGUAUAUCAGCAGUUUAGAUUUACUGAUUGUGAUGCUUCAUGCCAAAACAUAACGCAAGACAAGUCGUUUGCACCCAACAAUGAACUCUUCUGCACAAGUGUCAUACUCCACAGCUUGGUUCAUUAUCUGGGAUCGUGUGCCUUCUCGUAGCAUCCUGCUAGCUCUUCAGUGUUUGAUGCGAGUGAGACAGCUGGGACGUCAGAGUAGGAUGGCUUUAAUGUUCCAUUUUCAAAAGUGUCAAACCUCUUCCUCCACUUGAACGCCACUGCCAUAUCUUGUGCCCUGAAGUGCCUUUCUCCUUUUUUAUUUUUAUUCCCAAACCUCUGAAGCGACGCUGUUGUAACAUCAGCUCUGCAUAGAAGAUCUCUGUGAACAUACUCCUGAUGUUCUGCGCUGAAAGUGCCUGAGUCGGUUUUUGCAGAAACAGGAGGAAAAUGUGUCAAAUGAACUGCUGAUUUGUAUAAUAGCAUGCCACACGUCAUCAGAGCCCAAUGGUCCCAAGCACGUUCGGGGCGAUGAGUUUGAGGCCGUGUUGUAUAUUGUGGAAGGGUGCUGGCUGGUAACCACACCCCAAUUCACAAGAGGGCACGAAGCCAGCCUACAGUAUUGUGAGCACAGGCCCCUCAUUAAUGACGUACUCGGCAGCUUUGGAUUUCUACACAUUUUCUGGAAGGAAAGCAAAUGUUUGAGCUCAGUUGUGGACGUGAAGCAGCGAGACUUCAGUCUGAAUGUUAAACACUGGAUAUUCAUCAUGUGAACUGUCAGGAGUUAGCCCUCAGCAUUGUGACUCCAAUACAAACACUGCACUGUCUGACUGUAUCAUGUAUAUGAUGUACAUACAGAACUCUUUAUACAGGAUGUGAAAUGCUCAAUAAAGCAGCAGGAUGAAUGAGAA